AUGGUCCCCGAAUACAGCUACCCGUCCUCCGAAGCCUUCCAGCCAAAGCUGCGCAUGAAGGCCGCAAACGGCCACGGCCUCGCCCCCGUGCCGCUCACCGACUUUGGCAUCCCAUCUGUCACCUCCCGCCAGCGCCCGCGUGCAUUGGCAUUGGACUUUGACACCGUCGAAGGCGUCGCCGACAAGAGCCACAAGCCCCCGCCAAAGACGGACCGUGUUUUUGGCUUGCAGGAGGCACCGACUUAUUAUCCGAGUCCGGAGGAGUUCAAGGACCCGUUCGCCUAUAUCAAAAGCAUAUCUGAAGAAGCUCGCCAGUAUGGCAUUGUCAAAAUCGUGCCCCCGGACUCUUGGAACCCGCCGUUCUCUUUGGACACUGAGAAAUUCUGGUUCAAGACCCGUCGCCAGGAGCUCAACUCCAUGGAAGGUGGCACGAGAGCCAAUCUCAACUUCCUCGACCAGCUCCACAAGUUCCACAAGCAGCGGGGCAUAACACUAACCAAACUUCCCAGCGUCGAUCGCCGUCCGCUCGACCUCUACCAUCUGAAAAAGUCAGUCGACAUGCGAGGCGGCUUUGUCGUUGUCUGUAAAAAGAAGCAGUGGGCCGAAAUCGGUCGCGAGCUCGGCUACAGUGGGAAAAUCAUGACGUCGCUCUCGUCUUCUUUGAAGACUGCUUAUCAGAAAUACGUAUACCCCUACGAGCUCUAUCUCAAAUCGGCGAAACCACUAGUCCAGCAGCAGAAAGAAGAAGAAUUCGGCGGCCCAAUCACUCCAUCCAAGCGCCAGCGCACCGUCUCCGGAACGUCGAUCGGCGAUACGCCGUCGCUUUCCCCGCCCGGCACUCCGACUGAUGCGAGAUCCAGCGCGAUGAAGAACGGGGACCGCACUUCUUUGUCGGUCGAGAGUAUGCUCGAUAUGAAGACCGAGUCCGAAUAUUCGGCUUCGGGCUCCUCAUACUCUCAAGCACCGGAUGGCGAGCUUGGUGAACACGGGCGCCACUCAAAGAGGAUAAAGAGAGAAACCCCUCAGGACGAGCAAAGCGCUACAGUGGUAGGAUCGAAUAUGAUUAUGCACCGCAAAACGGGAGUAGUCAAGCGUCUUCACGAUCUUGCAAGCAGUCGCAAGCCCGGCGAGAACUGUGAAGUGUGUGGCCGCGGAGAUGACGCUGCGACGAUGCUCCUCUGCGACGGAUGCGACAACGGCUAUCACAUGGCCUGCCUCAAGCCUGCGCUGAAGGCACUUCCUGACUAUGACUGGUACUGCGACAAGUGUCUUGUCGGAACCGGCGAGUUUGGGUUCGAGGAAGGGCAAGUCUACAACCUCCGGCAGUUCCAGGAAAAGGCAAAGAAUUUCCUCGACCAUUACCUCUCCACGCGCAUGCCGCUCAACGGCAAAAGCAAACGGGCAACGCGCGUGACUGAAGAUGAGAUCGAGGCUGAGUUUUGGCGACUGGUCGAAAGUCUUGAUGAAACUGUCGAGGUCGAGUAUGGCGCUGACAUUCACUCGACCAUCCAUGGCUCCGGGUUUCCGACCAUCGAGCGCGACCCUCUGGACCCGUACUCCACCGAUCCCUGGAAUCUGAAUCUGCUUCCCCUGCACGAGAAGUCUCUGUUUCGUCAUAUCAAGACUGAUAUUUCCGGAAUGACCGUGCCCUGGCUCUACGUCGGAAUGGUCUUCUCCACAUUUUGCUGGCACAGCGAAGACCACAACACGUACUCUGCAAACUACCAGCAUUUCGGCGCGACCAAGACCUGGUACGGAAUCCCAGGAGACGACGCCGAUAAAUUCGAGGACGCGAUGCGGAAAGCUGUUCCGGAGCUGUUUGAGCAGCAGCCUGAUCUUUUGUUCCAGCUCGUGACGAUGUUGAGUCCAAAACGAUUAACCGAGGAAGGCGUCAGGUGCUAUAGCAUCGACCAGCGGCCGGGCGAGUUUGUGAUUACCUUCCCGCAGGCAUAUCAUUCUGGAUUUAAUCAUGGCUUCAACUUCAACGAAGCUGUGAAUUUCGCUCCGGCGGAUUGGGAGCCCUACGGCAAACUUGGCGUCGAGAUCUACCAAGACUAUCGGAAGCUCCCCGUCUUUUCUCACGAAGAGUUACUCCUGACCGCAGCCGAGAGAGAUCACUCGAUCGACACGGCAACAUGGCUGGGACCCGCGCUUACAUCGAUCAAGGAUCAGGAGCUCAAUAUGCGGAGGCACGUGCAGAUGAUCAUUCCCACAAUCAAGGUAGCCAAAAGCCCGUUUAAGGAAAACGACGAAGUGCAAUGUGCCUACUGCAACGCCUUUUGCUAUCUGUCGCAGAUCGGAUGCGGAUGUACCUCGAGUGUCGUGUGCCUGAACCACUACGACGAGCUUUGUGACUGCAAGCGCUCGUCUCGCGUGUUGUACAUCAACAUGCCGGAGGAGACUCUCGAGAAGAUUGUCUCGAAGGUAAACGAGCGCGCAGCACUGCCUCAGCAGUGGGUCGAAAAGUACAACAAGCUAUUCAGCGGUGGCGAGGAGAACAAGCCGUCUGCUAAAUCCCUGCGAUCUCUCUUGGUAGAGUCGGAGAAGAUCAACUACCAUAUCCCCGAGACAGAUCAGCUUCGCAAGAUAGUCGAGCAGGCUAACGAGUGGGUCGAAGAAGCGCAGAGUAUCCUAGCUCGCAAGGUUGGCUACCGACGCAAGAUCGAGCGCACGGGAUCGUCCUCCCGCCGGGGAAGUGUGAAAUCCGGAGCGUCAUCUGCUGCGGGCGAAGAAACCGAGCGCGAGGUACUUCACAAGCCAGAGUACAUCGACUCCCUUCUCCAACGGAUCGAGAGCAUGCCAUUCACAUCUGCCGAGAUCGACCUGCUUUACGAGCGCAAGUCUCAGAUCGAGGAAUUUGUCGAACACGCGCGCGAAACGCUGGCCAACGAGACAAACGACGCAGACGUCUACGUCGCGCUCAUCGAGACGGGCUAUGGCCUCAACGUUGAGCUCGAGGAGGUCAAGGCGUUGGAAGUACGGCUGGCUAGGCUUCAAUGGCACGAGCGGGCUUCUGAUGCAGGCAAGACUUAUAUUUACCUGCCGGACGUGAAGAAUAUCCUGGCGGAAGCCGACAGACUCGAGAUCUCGCAGGACAGAGAUGAGCUGUACUCUAAACUGACAAAAGCCUCGACUGCGGGAGAUAAAUGGGAAGCGGAAGUGAACUCGCAGAUGAGGUCCGGCAAGCCGGACUAUGAUCUGCUUGACUCGAUGUACGACGAGGCGUCGGUGACUCCGGUAUACAAGGAGACGUACGACAGACUUGGAAAGUUCCUCAUCAAGCACAAGGAGAUCGAGGACGCUUUCGUUGAAUUCGUCGAGGGCUGUAGGUCGGCUGAAUUCUCCGCGCGACCGACAUACAAAGACGCCCGGAAGAUUAGCGAAUACCUACAAGACCCCGCGAGCGAGAACCCCAACAGCGCCGAGAUCCGCAGAUACAUGCAGCACGUCGAGAACUGGCUCAGCCAAGGACAAGCACUGUUUUUCACGGCAGGGACCAGCGGUAACAGUACGCUGACGUCGCAUUUGGAAACUGCGGCGAAGCGAACGAAGAACGCUUUGUCGGCGCUGGAUAAGCCUCACACGCAGCAGCCUACUGCCGAGGGCGAGAAGAGGUCUUCGAAAGAGCUAUUUUGCAUCUGUCGACAGCCAGAGUCGGGACUCAUGAUUGAGUGCGAAAACUGUCAUGAAUGGUACCAUAACCGAUGCUUGAAAAUUCCGAGAGGAUCUUUGAAAGACAAAGAGCACUACUACUGUCUCCUGUGCGAUUCUCGACAGGUAAUCAACCGUGACUACCUGCGACCUACACUCGAGGCUCUCGAAGACUGGUUGAAAAGCGCGAGUGCUUUGGGAUUCAUCCCAGAAGAAUUCGCGCACGUGAAGACCCUCGUCGAGGAAGCUCAGCGGUUCCGAGCUACGCUGAGUCCGAUGAUCAGACCUGGGCAUGCUUACCAGGCGGCGGAUAUCCCGAUCUUGCGCUUCUAUCUGAGGAAGUUGGAAGGUAGCGAUGUCUAUCUUGCGGAGGAAACGCAGUUCUUACAGCGAAUCCUUAACGAACUUGCCUCUGCCGCUGCCGCUGUCGAUUCUCGAGCGGGUACUGGUGAGCUAACAUCGACGGCUUUGGACAUGCCGACUAAGUCCCAGCAAUACGUGACCUACAACGAGUACCCUCCCGUCUACCAAAGCCAACCGGCCGAGCCUGGUUCCGGCGCAGGCACCAUGGGAGAUACUCGACGGAUGGUGGUAGUCGACCAAGUUCCCCGUCCGUCUUCGCUUCCAGUGAAUCAAAUCCCCCAUCAAAUGCAGCAGCAACAGCAGCAGCAGUCUGCCCAGUCGGUGCAGUUACCCCCUCUCUCCUCUCUCCUCUCAGGCGCACCACCCCCACCGCCCCCACCGCCGUCUCUUACUCCCCCGUCAAUGACCAGCUCCGUCGAGCCACGGUUGCAGAUCAAUCUUCCUCCUCCGAGUCAUUUCGGAGUUCACAAGGCUCCUAGUCAAUUAGGUUAA
Messenger RNA from Myxozyma melibiosi, 4506 nucleotides. Its product is annotated as PLU-1-like protein-domain-containing protein. The record is from RefSeq and is a predicted model, not a curated record. Gene Ontology annotation, cellular component: chromatin; nucleus. The coding region runs from base 1 to 4506 and encodes 1501 amino acids. NCBI's taxonomy places the organism in Eukaryota, Fungi, Ascomycota, Lipomycetes, Lipomycetales, Lipomycetaceae. Gene Ontology annotation, biological process: chromatin remodeling; regulation of DNA-templated transcription. The transcript is spliced from 5 exons. Gene Ontology annotation, molecular function: DNA binding; histone H3K4me/H3K4me2/H3K4me3 demethylase activity.